UUCUGGGGUUGAAAUCGUCGUCGUCAUUUCUUUCUCCGCCCUUUUCCACAACUGGAAGGGCUACCAGCCAUAAAAGGUUCCCAAGACGAGGAGAGCCGCGCCUGCCCCCCCCCCCCCCGGAAGGGAGGUGCCCGGAGCCGAAGAGAACGGAAGAAGAAGGAGCGAGGCAGUUGACGCUCGAGCGCGAGGGCGGGGCUUGGGAAACUCCGUCAUUUCCUCUGCGGAGAAGACUAGCGAAGAGACGGUUUGGCGUUAGAAACCGUGGUUGGCGUCCAGCGCUCCUAAACGGGAGAAUGAGCGACAGCGGGGAGCAGAACUACGGCGAGCGGGAGUCCCGUUCUGCUUCCAGAAGUGGAAGUGCUCAUGGUUCUGGCAAGUCUCCGAGGCAUUCCCCUGCUAGAUCUAGAUCCAAGGAGGGUUCAAGACGAUCUAGGUCAAAAUCUAGAUCAAGAUCUGAAUCUCGAUCCAGAUCAAGGAGAAGUUCUCGCAGACAUUAUACAAGAUCACGUUCACGUUCUCGAUCCCACAGACGAUCAAGAAGCAGAUCUUAUAGCCGCGACUAUCGUCGCCGACAUAGUCACAGCCAUUCUCCUAUGUCUACUCGUCGGCGUCAUGUUGGCAACAGAGUAAGGCUGGGAUGGCAGCAGUUGACCAGAGAUAAUUCAGCUGCAAAUCCAGACCCAAAUUGUUGUCUUGGAGUAUUUGGAUUAAGCCUAUAUACAACAGAAAGAGAUCUGAGAGAAGUAUUCUCCAAAUACGGUCCAAUUGCUGAUGUUUCUAUUGUAUACGACCAACAGUCUCGGCGUUCUAGAGGAUUUGCUUUUGUUUAUUUUGAAAGUGUUGAUGAUGCUAAGGAGGCAAAAGAAAGAGCCAAUGGAAUGGAGCUUGAUGGGAGAAGAAUCAGAGUUGAUUUCUCAAUAACAAAAAGGCCCCACACACCUACUCCUGGAAUUUACAUGGGGAGACCUACUUAUGGUAGUUCCCGACGGAGAGACUAUUAUGACAGAGGUUAUGAUAGAGGCUAUGAUGACCGUGACUAUUAUAGUAGAUCAUACAGAGGAGGUGGAGGUGGAGGAGGAUGGCGAGCUGCCCAGGAUAGGGAUCAGAUGUACAGGAGAAGAUCACCAUCUCCAUAUUAUAGCCGAGGGGGUUAUAGAUCCCGUUCCCGGUCUCGAUCCUACUCGCCUCGUCGCUAUUAAAGUGAAAAAAUGAAGACUUUAUAGCUGCAAACACUGCAGUGUGAUUGCAUACUUGUUAUUUUUGUUCAGUUGAAUGGUGCCUAGUGAAUUAGGUGACUUUUACACCUUUUAUGGAGAAUAUUUUGGUGAAGUUUUAAAGUGUUGUACCAUUCUGCAUAUUUGUGUAGUUGGUGCUUUGUUCAGAAUUGUGUUUUUGAGAAGAGUAUGUCUUUCGCAUGUGUUUAGUCUGAACUUUGCAGAAGGAUUUCUGUUAUCUAAAUUCUUCGAUUUUUUUUUUCAGUUUCUAGGGUAUUUUGAAGAUCAAAACCUGUGUAAGAUGCAUUGAAAUGGUGGCAUAAUAAACAUUUUUUUACUUA
Pantherophis guttatus is the source of this 1555-nucleotide messenger RNA. It is a transcript of the gene TRA2B, whose product is annotated as transformer 2 beta homolog. Gene Ontology annotation, molecular function: RNA binding. Lineage: Eukaryota; Metazoa; Chordata; Lepidosauria; Squamata; Colubridae. The record is from RefSeq and is a predicted model, not a curated record.